This is a messenger RNA of Oncorhynchus mykiss (rainbow trout), 796 nucleotides long. It is a transcript of the gene zfp313, whose product is annotated as zinc finger protein 313. Lineage: Eukaryota; Metazoa; Chordata; Actinopteri; Salmoniformes; Salmonidae. The record is from RefSeq and is marked provisional. Gene Ontology annotation, biological process: protein polyubiquitination; ubiquitin-dependent protein catabolic process. Gene Ontology annotation, molecular function: ubiquitin protein ligase activity.
CCCGACAGAGGAGAGAAGAAAUGGCGAUGCUAGGGUCUUUUAGCUCCGCACAGCAGAAUAAAAAUGUUUCUGGGGGCGACAGGGACGGGACAGAGUUCGUAUGUCCGGUUUGUCUCGAGAUUUUUGAUAGCCCUGUCACAACACAAUGUGGACAUACGUUUUGUCAAAGUUGUCUGCAGGAGUGCCUGCGGCCCCAGAAGCCAGUGUGUGCCGUUUGUAGGGCACCAUUGGGCCACUGGGCCAAAGCCACUGACCUAGAGGCCCUCAUACACACCUCAAUGGCGGCCUGCAAGGGGUGUGGAGCACAGGUGGGCCUGUCCCAGAUGAGAGGCCACACGGCAGCAUGCUCCAAGUACCAGGAGUAUAUUGAGGAGGGGGUCAGGACCACUGCCCAGACCCAGCCUAACAUUAUUGGCCCUAUGCCGAACCGCUUCACUUUCUCAUGCCCCUACUGUAACUACCAGAACCUGGACCAGGACGGCCUGGUGGAGCACUGCACUUCCCAGCAUGCCCGGGACACUCGCCACGUGGUGUGUCCUAUCUGUGCCUCUAUGCCUUGGGGGGACCCCAACUACAGGAGCGCUGACUUCUUCCAGCACCUAAAGAUUAGACACACCUUCUCUUAUGACACCUUUGUGGACUACUCCACAGACGAACACACUAUGAUCCAGGAGGCUCUACAACGCUCCCUCAUGGAGAACUGAGGUGGUGUCUGCCUCGAGGAAGGAAGAAAAAAAGUGGCUUUGAGGCAAAAUAUAAUUGCACUGCACCAUCCUUGAACUGGGCUAGUGGUGUA